Mizuhopecten yessoensis (Yesso scallop) is the source of this 1450-nucleotide messenger RNA. Its product is annotated as ketohexokinase-like. The transcript is spliced from 6 exons. NCBI's taxonomy places the organism in Eukaryota, Metazoa, Mollusca, Bivalvia, Pectinida, Pectinidae. The record is from RefSeq and is a predicted model, not a curated record. The coding region runs from base 66 to 824 and encodes 252 amino acids.
ACAGAGUGUUGGACUACUACUGGCAGAGAGGUGGAAAUGCCUCCACAACAAGUACUGUACUGGCAAUGCUCGGGGAGAGGUCAGAGUUCAUGGGAGCCAUGGCAACAGAUUUAGAAAGCGAUUUUCUUAGGGAGAAUUUGAAACGUUAUGGAGUAAGAUUUGAUAAUGCAAUGGUGUGUGAACCUGAAAGUCGUACCCCUGUUUCCAUGGUGAUUAUCAACCAAUCGAAUGGAUCCAGGACUAUUCUGCACUGUGCCAAUAAUUUACCUGAGGUUACUUUUAGUCAUUUCCAAACCUUAGAUCUGUCGCAGUAUAAAUGGAUUCACAUUGAGGCGAGACCAGCAGUACAGGCCUACGAUCAAAUAAUGCUUAGAGUGGUGCAAUACAAUGAGACAGCCGUCGACAAGAUCAAAGUGUCACUGGAACUGGAGAAACCUGCACGUCCAGAGCUAGACACUCUCAUACGUUAUGCAGAUGUCGUUUUCAUCUCUAAGGAGAAAGCUGCUGAAGACCGUUUGUGUUCUAAAGAGGAUGCUGUGCGCGCCUAUAUAAAAAAAUGUAAAGCUGGAGCCGUGGUGGUCUGUGCCUGGGGUGACGAGGGAGCGGCCGCCCUAACUGGAGACGGCCUCCUAUGUACCAGUCCUGUGUUUCCCCCGGACACACUGGUGGACACUCUGGGCGCCGGGGAUACCUUCAAUGCUGCUACUGUGUUUGCUCUGUGUCAAGGUCAGAGUGUGCAGGAGGCCAUUAGCCUGGGAUGUAAAGUGGCCGGGACUAAAUGUGGGAUGAAGGGCAACAAUGGACUGAGGGAUAUUAUAUGGUAGUGGAUCUGGUUUGUAUGUGUGGUCUAGGUUUGAAUAUCAUAAAGUGUAAUUAUCUAUAAUUUAUUAUAAAAACUGAUCAGGAUCUGACGAAGAAAGUUUUCUAACUAGACUUUACUGGAGAUAUUCCAAACCGUUUCACAUCGAAGUGAGCUUAGACACUUAGAAAAGAAACAACAGUUUAAGCAGAUUCAGUAACCGGGGGGAAAGAGCAACAGUGAGCGUUCGAACAAUUGAAGGCUUACCAACAUCACCACCUGUUCUGGGAUAUGCAGACUGUUUACUUCCCUUUGAAGUACACACAGAUGCCAGUGCCAAGGGACCAUUUCAUAUCAGGAACAGAAGGGAAAGAAGAAGGUCAUUAGCUAUGCUAGCAGAGGGUUAAACAAGGCUGAACGGAAGUACCCGGCUCAUAAAUUAGAGUUCCUGGCAAUGAAGUGGGCAAGCAAUAACAGAAACGUUCACAGAUUACCUUUACGGAAAUCGCUUCACUGUUGUUACUGACAACAAUCCAAUUACUUAUAUGUCCUUACGACAGCGAAACUGGAUGUCACAGGACACCGUUGGCUAGCCGCGCUGUCAUCAGCAUGUCCUGUAAUCGUCACACUGUAAAGUCUCCUCCUGUAAUC